AUGACCACCGGGCAUCAUCACGCAGCAACGCUCUGGGCGAUCGUGAUCGGUAUCAAUUACUACUCGAAGCGACCCGGUGGAAACCUCGAAGGUUGUGUCCGGGAUGCUGAACACACCCGUUUGUAUCUCGAGGAAGCAGUAGAUACACCACUCGACGUGGUCGUCUUGACAGCCUCCACUCCUCCAGUGACCGGAGCUCCGCCGCCGGAAGAUCCAGACCUUUGGCCAACAUAUACGAACAUCAACAAGCAUCUCGCCAGAGUCAUUGAGGAAGCUAGUAGUGGUGAUCGUGUGUACAUCCACUACUCUGGCCACGGGACAAAGACGCCCCAGGAUAUAGCAUUGGUGCUACUUCAUGAUGAUGGCAUCGAUUCAAGAUAUCUGAGAUCGCGAGUUCUUGCCAAAGCAAUGGGAAAGAUGGUCGAGAAAGGGCUGAUUGUUACCCUUGUUCUCGAUUCUUGCUUUUCGGGGGGCACACUCCGAGGACACCGUAUGUUUGAUAUCGGCGUACGAUCGAUUGAAUAUGACACCAGCUUCGAAAACGAUGCUGAUGAAGGGGUGAACGCCAUCGAGCCUGAGGUUUCCAGUAGCUUCCGAGACGCGCACAUUCAACGAAAUUGGCUCAUCAACCCAAAAGGUUAUACAACAUUAACGGCGUGCGGUCCAGAUGAGGAAGCGUUCGAGAUCCUGGCCAACGGACAUCGCCAGGGUGCACUCACCCACUUCUUGCUGAGAGCUCUGCACACACUCCGACUCCGCGGAACAUCGCUCACCCAUGCUUCGCUUUACGAAAACGUCAGCACCAACUUUCAUGCUCUUUGGGCCCGACAAACUCCCAUGCGCUAUGGCAAUUCAAAUCGUACCAUUUUUGGAGAAUUGCUGCAUUCGCCCAAGAAUAAUUACGUCCCGAUCUACAAGGACGGAGAAGGCCGCUUGUGCUUGCGAGCGGGACAUUUGCACGGGGUCCAUGAAGGCGAUGAGUUUUUUGCUUGCCCAUUCGGUUCAGCGGAGCAAUCCAGUGGCUAUAUUGUAUCUGAAAAGGCCAAUGUCCGCACAAUAUCGGUUGAAGCCACUGAAUCAGUACUCACUACGACAAAAAUGGAAUCUACGUACGGUAUAGUCACAGGAUGGCAAGCGAGGCAAAUCACUAGCCUAUCGCCAGCAGCCAUAACUGUCAGACUUGCAGCGAACGAUGCGCACCUUGAUCCUCCUUGUGAAGGACUACUCUAUGUGGAAGUUGUUGCGGAUGAGGGUAUGGGAAUGCUAAAGUCACCCGCGUCUUGUACCUACAUCGUUGAUGUCGACACGAAAAGCAACUACCAGAUACUCGAUGCGUCACUAAACAAAGUACUUCCUUUCUUGACACUUCCAGCUGGCUCAUCUACUCAGUAUCAAGUCCUCUUGAAUGUUUUGCAGCACAUGGGAAAGUUCAAGUACUUCGAAGCAAUCGAGAAUCGAACACCUUGCUCAUCAUUCGAGGCAUCGUUCUCUCUUGCAUCCGCGCAAAGUUGCAGCAACUCGAACAGGAUAGCGAUUGCGGAAGGCCAAAAGUGGACGAUCAGGAUCAGAAACAACGCAGAAGCGGCGUUGCACAUUGGUAUCUUCAACUUCCGGCCGUCGUGGGAGGUAAAAUGUCUCACCUCAGCCUCAAGUGGAGCUGAGUUCCUCACCAUCCCGGCUGCGAGUGGUGGUCAAGCUAGUGAGAGAUCAUUGAACAUACAGAUGAAGAUUCCUUCAUUCCUGCGCACCCGCGGGGUGAAUGAAUGCGAAGAGGUCAUGAAGUUCUUCGUAGCCCGCAAGCAGACACGCAUCCGUGUGGCACUCCCAGAGAUGGUCGAUACUGCCAAUGGCCAGUACGACGUAUUGAGAGGCAGUGACAACCUUAAACAAUUCCUCUUGAGCCUGAACAGCACGUUUAGGGGCCAAAAGGAAGAGGCUUGGUCUACAAAAAGUUUCAUCAUUCACACAAUUACAUGA
Molecule: messenger RNA, 1977 nt
Organism: Ascochyta rabiei
Lineage: Eukaryota; Fungi; Ascomycota; Dothideomycetes; Pleosporales; Didymellaceae
Exons: 1
Coding region: 1-1977 (658 amino acids)
Biological process (GO): proteolysis
Molecular function (GO): cysteine-type endopeptidase activity
Source: RefSeq, a predicted model, not a curated record